Messenger RNA from Prinia subflava (tawny-flanked prinia), 5730 nucleotides. It is a transcript of the gene TRAPPC10, whose product is annotated as trafficking protein particle complex subunit 10. The record is from RefSeq and is a predicted model, not a curated record. Gene Ontology annotation, biological process: early endosome to Golgi transport; intra-Golgi vesicle-mediated transport. Lineage: Eukaryota; Metazoa; Chordata; Aves; Passeriformes; Cisticolidae. Bases 123 to 3914 code for a protein of 1263 amino acids. Gene Ontology annotation, cellular component: TRAPPII protein complex. The transcript is spliced from 23 exons.
GGCGGGGGGGGGGGCGGCAGCGGCGGCAGCACCCCCGGCCCGGCCCGGCCGCGCCAGCCCCCGGCGGUGUUUCCAUGGCGCCGGGCGGGCGGGGGAGCCGGGGCUGACGACCCCGCCCGCUCAUGGACCCCGCCGAGGAGGAGGAGGGCAGGGAGAAGCCCCCGGUGAUCUACACCAUGGAGAACAAGCCCAUCGUGACCUGUGCUGGAGAUCAGAAUUUAUUUACUUCCUUGUAUCCUACACUUUCUCAGCAGCUUCCUAGAGAACCCAUGGAAUGGAGGAGGUCUUAUGGCCGUGCUCCGAAGAUGAUUCACCUGGAAUCCAACUUUGUUCAGUUUAAAGAGGAGCUACUACCCAAAGAGGGGAACAAAGCCCUUUUGACUUUUCCCUUCCUUCAUAUUUAUUGGACAGAAUGUUGUGACACGGAAGUGUACAAAACCACAGUCAAGGAUGACAUCACCAAGUGGCAGAACGUUCUCAAAGCUCACAGCUCAGUGGACUGGCUGAUUGUGGUGGUUGAGAGUGAUGCCAAGAAAAAGAACAAAACCAACAUCCUUCCCCGAACCUCUAUAGUAGAUAAAAUAAGGAAUGACUUCUGUAACAAGCAAAGUGACAGAUGUGUGGUACUUUCUGACCCUUUGAAAGACUCUUCCCGUUCUCAGGAAUCUUGGAAUGCCUUCCUGACCAAACUCAGGACAUUGCUUCUCAUGUCCUUUACCAAAAACUUAGGCAAGUUUGAAGAUGACAUGAGAACUCUGAGAGAGAAAAGGACUGAGCCAGGGUGGAGCUUCUGCGAGUAUUUCAUGGUCCAGGAGGAGCUGGCCUUUGUCUUUGAGAUGCUGCAGCAGUUUGAGGAUGCCCUGGUGCAGUAUGAUGAGCUGGAUGCCUUGUUCUCUCAGUAUGUUGUCAACUUUGGGGCUGGUGAUGGUGCAAACUGGCUGACGUUUUUCUGCCAGCCUGUGAGGAGCUGGAAUGGUUUAAUUCUGCGGAAGCCCAUCGACAUGGAGAAGAGAGAGCUGAUUCAGAACCAGGAGGCCACGCUGCUGGACCUGCGCAGUUACCUGUUCUCCCGGCAGUGCACGCUGCUCAUCUUCCUGCAGAGGCCAUGGGAGGUUUCCCAGCGAGCACUGGAGCUUCUUCACAACUGUGUGCAGGAGCUCAAGCUGCUGGAAGUCUCAGUUCCUCCUGGAGCUUUGGAUUGCUGGGUGUUUUUGAGUUGCUUGGAAGUCUUACAGAGAAUAGAAGGCUGCUGUGAUAGGGCUCAAAUAGAUGCAAAUGUUUCCCACACAGUUGGCCUGUGGAGCUAUGCCACGGAGAAGCUGAAAUCCCUGGGUUACCUGUGUGGACUUGUGUCAGAGAAGGGACCCAAUUCAGAAGACCUGAACAGGACUGUGGAUCUGCUAGCAGGGCUGGGAGCAGAACGCCCUGAAACAGCCAAUGCAUCACAGAGCCCUUACAAGAAACUCAAAGAGGCCUUAUCAUCUGUAGAAGCUUUUGAAAAACACUACUUAGAUCUGUCCCAUGCCACCAUUGAAAUGUACACAAAUAUUGGAAGAAUUCGCUCAGCUAAGCUUGUGGGAAAGGACUUGGCAGAGUUUUAUAUGAGGAAGAAAGGUCCCCAGAAGGCAGAGGUGUAUCUUCAAGGAGCACUGAAAACUUACCUUGCUGAGGGCUGGGCACUGCUGGUCACACACACGAGGAAGCAGCUGGCUGAGUGUCAGAAGCAGCUUGGGCAGAUAGAAAAUUAUCUCCAAACAAGCAGCCUUUUAGCCAGUGAUAAUCACUUAACAGAAGAGGAACGCAAAAAAUUUUGCCAAGAAAUAUUAGAUUUUACCAAUCAGCAAGCAGAGAACCAAGGUCAAAAGGUUCUAUUGCCUAUGCACUCCUUUGCCCAGCUGAAAACUCUGCAUUUUGACCCUCCAAAUGCAGUUGUCCACGUGGGUGGGAAGCUUUCCAUCGAGCUGACUCUGCUGAGCCAAAUGCCCAUCCCCGUCCAGGUGGAGCAGGUGGCCAUCCACGUCCACUUCAGCGUCGAAAAGAACAGCUACAGGAAAACAGCCGAGUGGCUCACCAAGCACAAAACCUCCAACGGCGUCAUCAGCUUCCCCAGCGAGGCCACGGGCUUGCCCUCAUCCAGGAGCAGCCUGCCAGCCCUGGAGCUGUGCGAGAUGUACGAGAGGAGCCCCUCGGACAACGCGCUGAACACGGCGGGGAUCAUCUGCAGGAACGCGCACAUGCUGCUGCGCCGGCAGGACAGCAGCGGCUCCCUGGACGCGCCCGCCGCGCUCGCCCUGGACGACGGCGCGCACGUGCUGAGGUGCACCAACGUGACCCUGCACCCAGGGGACAACAAAAUAACCUUCAACAUUCAGGCCAAAGAACCUGGGACAUACACGCUCAGGCAGCUGUGCACUUCAGUGGGAAAGGUGCAGUUUGUCCUUCUGCACAUCUACCCCAUCGUGCAGUACGAUGUGUACUCCCAGGAGCCCCAGCUCAAAGUGGAGCCCAUGACUGAAAGCCUCUUGGCUGGCAUUCCCCAGAAGGUGAAGUUCACAGUGACCACGGGUCACUACGCCAUGAAGAGCGGGGACGCUCUGCAGCUCAGCAACGCCGACGCCAUGCCCGUCCUGUGCCACCCCGAGAGCAAGGCUGUCAUCUACUCCAACACCAGGGAAAAGAUCUCCGAGUCAUCUUUAAGGAUUCAGUCUUCUGAGAAGAUCACAAGCAUCAGCCUGCCAGUGGCUCCUGCUUACCAUGUGAUUGAAUUUGAACUAGAAGUCAUGUAUUUGCCAUCAGCCACAGAAUCUGCAGUGCAGAAGGAAAAUACUUCAAAUAAAGAAAAUCACAGAAAAAACAAGGAGAAGCAGAAACAGGACAACUGCAUGGCUACUGUUGACCAAAAAGUGACCAUUGAUUGUCCUUGGUCGAUUUACUCCACUAUUAUUGCAUUAACAUUCUGCAUACCCUUUAAUGCCAAGCAUUCCCUGUUGUCAGCUGGCAAACGGAAAUAUGUGCAAGUCUGCGUACAGAAUUUGUCAGAACUCUGUUUCCAGCUUUCAGACUACAGCCUAAAAAAUUCUGCUGAGUGUACAGAUUUGCAGCUGGUACCUCUCAACCCUGCAUCUCAACAGGUCGUGUACAGUAAGCAAUCAAUAUUCUUUGUAUGGGAAUUGAAGUGGACAAAAGAGCUUCCUCUCUCCUUGCAGUGCCUGUUUUCAGUCAGCUUUUGUCCAGCUACCUCUGAAGAACAGUCUCUUACCUUGAAGCCGUUCACUUACGAAUUCCAAGUGGAAAAUUUUUUUACAUUGUACCAUGUGAAAAGUGAAAUCUUCCCACCCCUGGAUGCAGAGUACUGUAGAACAGGCUCCCUCUGCUCCUUAGAGGUGUCCAUCACCCGGCUUGUUGAGCUCUCCGAGGUUGACAGAGAUGAAGCAUUAACAGAAUCAGAUGGAUAUUGCACAACAAAACUUAUGUAUGAAGUUGUUGACAACAGUAGUAACUGGGCAGUGUGUGGAAAAAGCUCUGGAGUGAUUUCUAUGCCUGUAGCACCUCGAGCAACUCACAAAGUCCACAUGGAAGUGAUGCCACUGUUUGCUGGGCAUCUGCCUUUCCCUGAUGUCAGAUUGUUUAAAUACCUCCCUCACCAUUCUGCUCACUCCAUGCAGCUUGAUGCUGAUAGCUGGAUUGAGAACGAUAACGUGUCUGUGGACAAGACUGUGGACGAGCAGGCUGACAGCAGCAGCAUCAGGAGCAGGGGGAGCCUGCAUUCCACGGCCAGCGGGGAGCACAAGGGGCUGCCCAUGCCCCGCCUCCAGCCCUUCUCCCCGGGCCAGGUCUUCAACAGCAGCACUGGCAUGCAAAUCCUUGUCAUUCCCAGCAAGGACGACCACGUUCUGGAGGUCAACGUGACGUGACAGCUCGGAAAGGAGACCAGGAGCCCGUCAGGAACUGGAUCUGAAAGCACUUUAUGGGAUAAUGACCUGCUCAGUCUGCAACAUUCACUCCAAGGAGACCUGUGGCACUCGGCGUGUACUGGCCAUGGAAGCACCAGACAAUUGUAUCAAUUUCAAUGUACAGUGAGGCUUGUGUCAGCUAGUUUAUAUUGCCACUUUAGUAUGUUUUGUGUCAGCUAUUGGGUUUUCUCCCUGCAGUCACAUCCCUGCAUCACAACAACCAACAAAGGGCAACAAAAAGCAAAAAAAUCCAAAUCUUUGGACCACUUCUUUAUUUUUGUCCGGCAGCUGAGAGAUUUGUUUCAUGCUUCCUACAUAUUUUAGAAUGUAGAGUUGGAUGAUAUAAUUAUCCAAAUCUUGAAUUUUUAUGUAAUGAUUUACAGGCUUUUCCACACACGUGCCAGAAACAUAACAGAGCAUAAAACAACACAUUCACUGGUGUAACAGUUGCUUUUCUGGUUUGGUUUUAUUUUGUUUGUUUGUUUGAUCAUUGUUAAUUCCUGCCAUUGCAAUUUUAUAUUAAACUUCCAUCAUUUGCAUACUUAGAUGCAUGGAAGAGCUACUGCUAUAAACAAUCUUAACUGAACAAAAUUCCUUAAUUUUCUGAGGCUUUCUCCUUCACAGAGUAGACACUGUGAUGUCACAUAUUAUAUGAUUUUUUUUUUGAUGGGGGGUGGGCUUUGGGUUAUCCUCUUGCAUAUUUCUUACCAAAGAAAGAUAUUGAUAGAAUUUAAUAAUAAAUUAUUUGGCUUAUUGAGUUCCCAGAUUAAUUUCUUUUAUUACCAUUUCCAAGUGGCUUGGUUUGCUGCCCCAAUUUUUAAGUUGGGGCAAAAAUUUCAGUAUGAUGUGAUACUUGAACAGUCAACCUUUCAUCAUAAAGGCUUAGUGUAAUUAUUACUGAUUAGAGGCCAGACUUGUGCAUUCAUGAUGAAAGAAGGAGGUUGGUUUGAUACAGGAAAGCUUGCAGAUGUAGAAUAAUCGUGAAGCAAAGUUAAAACAUGUAACUUAAAGAAUUUCAUUAUUUAUAUCUGAAAUGUAAAUACAAAAAAUGUAAAAAAAAAAAAAAAGUGUAAUUUUUGUGAAUGUUGCAAAUUCACCUGUGACUGGAAAAAUUACAACUUCUUCUGAUGUCCUGCUUCUGAUAUUGAAACUUGUGCAUUUAAUGUGAGAAUGACCUUUUCUACUUGCAGAUCUAUAAUGGUGCGUUGUCAACAGACUCCACAGAGGAAACAGUCCCACGUCCAAUGCUUGUCAGCAAAACUAAAGUGAGGAGCUGCUCAUUAGACAAAUUCAUUGUUAUUAUUUUCUUUUCUUCUGCUAAACUACAAAGGGGAAAUAAAAAACAAACCCUCUUUCCCAAAAGAACCACAAGUAAGUUGAAAAAUAAAUAGGCACUGGUCUAAACAUUUUACUUUUAUUUUUUAUUUAAAAAUUCUAAAUAGAUGUAUAAAGUAGACCUGCUAGCUGAAAAUGUUCUUAUUAUGCAUCUUCUUUCUGUGAAGGAAUGCCCUUUCUCUGUGGAAAUCAUACCAUUUUAUUUUGGAUAAAACCCAAAGCAUCAUUUAGUGCGAAUGACUGCUGGGAUUCUUUGACUGGAAAAGGUAACAAGUUAGUGACUUUGACACUGCAGGUAUUAUUAAUUCCAUUUUCAUGGUUUGCUAUUAAAUCAUUUUUCACAUUGUUCUGUAAUAUACUGUUAGAUUAAACACAUUGUACUAAGAUUGUUUAAUGAAAUUGUAAGCGUUACAGUUCUAAAUAUACAUGUUUUAAAAAGAAA